This is a messenger RNA of Durusdinium trenchii, 1423 nucleotides long. Lineage: Eukaryota; Dinophyceae; Suessiales; Symbiodiniaceae. The record is from the annotation of a GenBank genome assembly.
UGAUUAUCCCCGCACAGGCGUGGACCUUCUACUGUGCAGGCUAAGAACAAAAGGGCCAGCGGAAUUCCAAAACUUGAGUGCACGAGUUGAAGUCCAUCAGAAACUUUCAGAGAGCUCUGCCGCAUGGGGGUGUGGAGAUGGGUUCCAUCUCGAGCUUUCACAGUCCUACAUCCUUCACAGCUACAUGCAGACACGGUCGCAUGAUGUCGCAUGUAGAUCCAUGUGAUUGCAGCCAUGCCUUGCUAGGCCUAGUCCCCAACUACAUCGUUGGUGUUUGGUUUGGUUUGGUCUUCGCCACGUGAUGCUCGCCGGACUGGUCAAGGCCUUGCUGGAUCUUGGCUUGGAGCUGUUGCUGCCUGCCAGCUGCUGGGUCGAGGCGAGUGGUUGAGAUGGUCCAAUCGAUGGCAAUCGACUGAACCAUGGGCCAUGCGCCAAGGUGGGGCAUUUGCCCCAUGGCCACAGGAGGGCUCCAACAUCCCAGCGGUGGCCAGGCGAGCCAAAGGCUAUCGCAAGCCUUCAGCCCAAGUGCCAUCAGCAGUGGAGGAGCUGGCCAGUGCGGAAUUUCUGCAACGACUGCGUGAUGGUGGGCCCCAGGCUGAGAGGUCUGAGGAUUUGCCUGAUGUGGACGCCAAUUGGGUGGCUGAAAAUGCCAAUGAGACUGCACGUAAUGUGGUCACUGCGCUGUGCCAACAUCGCUUUGGAGAGAAGGUCACGGUCGACGAGGUCAUUGCUGGCCCCCCGGCAGCCAAAGGCACCGAGUUCAUCGUGACACUGGCGCUUUCUGACCGCAUGGUGUUUGGGUCUGCCAGCAGUGGCCAAGUACAGCAGUUCGACCGAGACACCACCACAUUGCUGGAGCAACUGAAGGAGCUCUGUGGAUGGAAGCUCGGCAUCUACAGGCUUAAGGUUCAGACGCCGGGCGUGGAGGAGGACUUGAAGAGCCUGGAGGAUCUUUGGAGAUGUGAACUCUUCCCAUGCUAUGUGGAGUGGGUGAAAGGGACCUCUCGGUUUUCGAGAUACUUGAUCUUGGACCGGAACAAGACCGCCGCAUCUGAUGUGGGAGUCACCAUUUGGCGCUUGGCAGAUUGUUCGGAGAACCAUGUCAAGGGCAAGCUCUCAAACAAGCAAAGGUCGCAGGAGUUUGAAAUCCUCCACGGUGACUUCCUGAAGGUGCGAACUCAUAUCGACAAGAAGUCCUACAGCCGCAUCAAGAAAGCGCGUGAGGUGCUGCGAAACGAAGUCCGGGGCGUGGCCGCCGCGUUGGCGGAGCCGGAGGACGAUCUCUCGGGCGACCCGGAGGCAGAUGAGGCCGAGCGCUCCGAGCGGUCCCCGACACCGCUGGCCGAUCGGACGUGAAAAAGAACCGCCGGGUCCGCGAUUCGCGGUGGUCGGAGAGCGAUCGGGGCACGGAUCUCAGUGGAAC